Messenger RNA from Monopterus albus (swamp eel), 8861 nucleotides. Its product is annotated as receptor-type tyrosine-protein phosphatase delta-like. Gene Ontology annotation, molecular function: protein binding; protein tyrosine phosphatase activity. NCBI's taxonomy places the organism in Eukaryota, Metazoa, Chordata, Actinopteri, Synbranchiformes, Synbranchidae. Gene Ontology annotation, biological process: protein dephosphorylation. The record is from RefSeq and is a predicted model, not a curated record.
UCGAGGAAGGAGGCAGGCAGUAUCAAUGACAUCAACCAGCAGUAUCUGAAGCUGCCCGACCAGCAAUGCUCUCCCGACAAAAGGGCUGAGGAGCAGCCGUGUACCGGUCGGUCCGACAGCCAGGACGGUGGGGAAACACCGGCGAUGUGUACAUGCGCCCUCGACAAAGGCAGACCUUUCUCUGAGUGGAGCUCUGCUGCCACUGGAUUACAUUUAUCCGAGCUCUUUCAGAGGACCCUUCCAGCUGUAAACCCACCCACAUGAAUCUACCAGACAGAAAAGAAUACGGAGCACUUCCUGCCGAGAGUGCCUACCCCUGCUGAGUGAAGCCCUCCCCAUAUCUCCAUCAUCUCCAACCAGCCCACGGUGGUGCCAUGCCUCUGCCCAGGACAAGUGUUCUAGCCCAGUCCAGGAGGCCAAUCCUGGGGCUCAGCCUGAGCCCCUCUCCCCUGUGCAUGCUGCUGUCUUUGAUAAUCCUGCUAACCAGCUCUUUGAGCAGCGUGUGUGGUGCAUUGGCUCCCCCGAAGUUCACCAAGAUUCCCACAGACCAGAUUGGAGUAUCAGGGGGUGUUGCAUCAUUUGUGUGUCAGGCCACUGGCAAUCCCAAGCCUGUUGUCUACUGGAACAAGAAGGGCAAGAAGGUCAACUCUCAGCGUAUUGAGACAAUAGAGUUUGAUCAGGGUGCAGGUGCUGUGCUGAGGAUCCAGCCGCUCAGAGCACCUCGAGAUGAGAACAUCUACGAGUGUGUGGCACGCAACAGUGAGGGAGAGGUGUCCGUCACUGCAAAGCUCGCCAUUAUUAGAGAGGACUUGUUGCCAUUUGGUUUCCCCAGUAUCGACAUGGGUCCGCAGCUGAAGGUGGUGGAGCGGACGAGGACGGCCACCAUGCUGUGCGCUGCCAGUGGCAUUCAUGACCCAGAGAUCUCCUGGUUCAAGCCUGUCGAACCCAGCACCAGCCAAGGUCGUAUCAAACAGCUUCGAACAGGAGCCUUACAAAUUGAGAACAGCGAGGAAACGGACCAAGGGAAGUACGAGUGCGUGGCCACCAACUCCCAAGGCGUGCGCUACUCCUCCCCCGCAAACCUAUACGUGCGAGAGCUUCGAGAAGGAGCGACAGACACAUUGCGCCGUGUGCCCCCUCGUUUCUCCAUCCUCCCCUCCAACCAUGAGAUCAUGCCAGGAGGCAGUGUCAACAUCACCUGUGUGGCCGUGGGUUCGCCCAUGCCCUACGUCAAGUGGAUGCUGGGCACCGAGGACCUGACCCCCGAGGAUGAAAUGCCGAUUGGCCGCAAUGUGCUGGAGCUCAACAGUGUCCGGGAGUCUGCGAAUUACAGCUGUGUGGCCAUGAGUAGCUUGGGUAUCAUCGAGGCCACUGCACAGGUCUUAGUCAAGACUUUGCCAAAGCCUCCUGGCACACCCAUUGUCACAGAGACCACCGCUACCAGUGUGACCAUCACUUGGGACUCAGGCAACCCAGACCCCGUCUCCUACUACAUCAUACAGUAUCGAGCCAAAGGUCCAGACAGCAAGUACGAGACGGUGGACGGCAUCACCACCACCCGCUACAGCAUCGGGGGACUGUACCCCAACACUGAGUAUGAAAUCAGAGUGUCGGCUUUCAACAGCAUCGGCCAGGGGCCCCCGUCUACACGUGUGGAGGCUCGCACAGGAGAGCAGGCACCAGCCAGCCCUCCUCGAAAUGUCCAGGCCCACAUUAUUUCUCAGAACACCGUGAUGGUGCGCUGGGAGGAGCCGGAGGAGCCCAAUGGACAGGUGAAAGGCUAUCGCGUGUACUACACCAUGGACCCGUCCAGGCCUAUCAAUGAGUGGCAGAUCCAUAACGUCCAGGACAGUGUGAUCACCACCAUUCAAAACCUCAUAACCUCAGAAACCUACACCAUCCAGGUCCUAGCCUUCACCUCUGUGGGAGACGGACCCUUCUCAGACCCCGUGCAUGUUAAAGUCAUGCCUGGAGUCCCAGGCCAACCAGGGAAGUUCAGAGUUGGUAGGGUGACAGACACCAGCAUUGAGCUGACCUGGGAACCUGCUUACACCAAGGAGGGCAUUGUCAACUACGAGCUGCUCUAUAAACCUGUCAAGUUUGGCAGUUUGGAGAAGCUGACCUUUGGGCCGAGGAAUUCUUACACUGUGGAGGGUCUGAAAGCGAACAUAGAGUACUCCUUCUCCCUGGCUGCCAUCUCAAGCAAAGGCAUCGGAGCUUUCACUAACGAACUGGUGCAGAGGACGUCACAAGCCAAGCCCUCAGCUGCACCCAAGGGUGUGUCCUGUGAGAGUGCCAGCUCCACCUCACUGAGAGUAAGUUGGACGCCGCCUCCAAGGGAGGGCCAGAAUAGCGAGUUGGCAGAGUAUGAGCUGAGAUACCAGAGAGUUUCUGGAGCAGAAGGCGGAGGUCAGGGCCAGGAGGUAAAGGGGCUUCCUGUCCCAGCGAAGCAGGGGCAGACACUGGUAGAGGGGCUGGAGAAAUGGAGCUGGUACAGCAUCACCAUUGCAGCGUCCACUACAGAGGGCACUGGACCCAGCAGCCUGGCUGUGCUUUGCAGAACUGAUGAGGAUGUUCCUGGUGCAGCCCCUCGUCAAGUGGAUGUCCAGCCACUCAACUCCUCAGCACUGAGAGUUACUUGGCGAUCAGUGUUGCCCUGGUUACAGCAUGGCCAGAUCCGUGGUUACCAGGUGCAUUUCAGUCGUGUAGAAAACACUGAAUCACGCAACCUCCCCCGGAUCAAAGAUCUCUUAUUGGACGAGUUUCAGAUGGAGGAGGAUGACUUGACUCAGUAUGAGCUGAUUUUGGGAGGUCUGAAAGCAGAUACUUUGUACUCUGUCUCAGUGGCAGCAUACACCAUCAAAGGGGAUGGAGCACACAGCAAAGCCAAGCUGGUGCAUACCCUGGGGAUUGUGCCUGGCCCCCCCUCCCUUUGGUUGCAUCCAGGAUCAGGUCCAUCAGUGAUGGUGCGGUGGGCUCCUCCGCUAGAGUGCUCUGAACCUGGUUCUGAUAGCCGAGGGGCCCCAGUAGAAAUCCAGGGCUACCGCCUACAGUUUGGCCUGAAGAAUACCUCUUUAGACACCACAGUGGAUUUCACGAAUCGGGAGAAAAACUUCACUGUCAGAGACCUCUCCCCGGGCACCUCCUACAUCUUUGUCCUUUCUGCGAAGAGCACAGCAGGCUAUGGAGAUGUAGUCCAGCAGGAGAUCACAGUUCCCAUGUUCCCGCCCCUGGGAUACCCCAAAAUAUCUGGCUUUGUUAAUGCCUCAUGCUGCUCCUUCCAGUUCUCCUGGCUGCCCCCUACCCCAGAGGAGUCCAACGGUGUCAUUACAGAAUACACCAUAGCUUACAAAGAGGCUGCAGACCCCAGACCCUCUGCUGACCCUGGCCCCUAUGCCUUACCAGCCCUCUCUGUUUCUCCAUGGCUGAUAACACUGCCAGCAAGUGAGUCCAGUUACACCAUCCUGGGCCUCAAUCACAGCACAGUCUACGAGUUGCAGCUCAAAGCCCACAACAAAGCAGGGCCGGGCCCCUUCAGCCCACCUCUGGUGUGCCAAACCCUGGCCUUUGAAACAGAUGUGCCAAGGAACUUUUCAGUCAAUUUGGCCACUAAGACCAGUGUUCUUCUGACCUGGGAGUUUCCAGAGAACUUCAACAACUCUCUUCCCAUCUUCCAGGUGGAGUAUAACCGGGAGAAGAUGGAGAUGGAUGCUCAUCAGAGAAAGGCAGUCAUCCGAAACCUGCAACCUGACACCAGCUAUGACUUCAAGAUCACUGCUCCUGAAGGCAACAUGGGAGGCCUUCGCCACCGCAUCACUGCCAAGACCUCCCCGCCAAUCACCAUCCGCCGCCCUGAGAUUGACCACACCCGUGACACUGAGACCACCAUCACCAUAAUCUUGCCGUCGCUGGAGACUCGUACUCCUGUCAAGAAUGUUUAUGUUGUGGUGGUUCCCCUGAAGAGAGCCCGUGGUGUCAUCAAACCGCUCAAGAGCCCAGAUGAAAUGGACCUAGAAGAGCUGUUAAAAGACAUCAGUCAAAGGCAGAGAGAUUCUCGGCAGCAGAAGCAGGUGGACUUGCGUCGAGCUUACAUCACAGCUCGUUUCACACCUGCCACGCUUCCGGCGUUCUUCACCCUGGGGGAUCAGCUGGACUACGGAGGCUUUGAGAACCGAGCUCUAGAGCCGGGGCAGGAGUACGUCUUCUUCAUCCUGGCUGAGCUCAACUCCACAACCGGGAAAAUGUAUGUGGCCAGCCCUUACACAGAUUCAGUGAUUGCUCCAGAUUCAGACCCUCAGCCCCUCGACGCAGGUGACGGCCUGAUCUGGGUGGUGGGACCUGUCCUGGCUGUGGUCUUCAUCAUCUGCAUCGUCAUCGCUAUCCUCCUUUACAAAAACAAGCGCAAGGACUCAGAACCAGGGACUAAGAGCCUUUUGAGCAAUGCAGAGAUGAUGGCCCAUCACCCGACAGACCCCGUGGAGAUGAGACGCAUCAACUUCCAGACUCCCGGAAUGAUGAGCCAUCCUCCCAUCCCCAUCAGCGAGCUGGCGGAGCAUAUAGAGCUGCUGAAAGCAAAUGACAACCUGAGACUCUCCCAGGAGUACGAGUCCAUCGACCCUAGUCAGCAGUUCACCUGGGAGCAUUCAAACCUGGAAGUCAACAAGCCCAAAAACCGCUAUGCUAACGUCAUAGCAUACGACCACACCAGAGUCAUCCUGGCUCCCAUAGAAGGUAUCCUGGGGAGUGACUACAUCAACGCCAAUUACAUUGAUGGCUACCGGAAGCAGAAUGCCUACAUUGCUACCCAGGGGCCACUGGCGGAGACAUUCGGGGACUUCUGGAGGAUGGUCUGGGAGCAGCGGACUGCCUCUGUCGUCAUGAUGACACGCCUGGAGGAGAAGUCUCGGAUAAAGUGUGACCAGUACUGGCCAAGUCGCGGCACAGAGACGUACGGGAUGCUGCAGGUCACCCUGCUGGACACAAUGGAGCUCGCCACCUUCUGUGUUCGCACCUUUUCCCUGCAUAAGAGUGGCAGCAGUGAGCGAAGAGAAGUGCGUCAGUUCCAGUUUACAGCCUGGCCAGAUCACGGUGUGCCGGAGUACCCCACACCCUUCCUCAACUUCCUCCGCAGGGUCAAAGCCUGCAAUCCUCCUGACGCCGGGCCCAUCAUUGCACACUGCAGUGCCGGUGUUGGUCGCACCGGCUGUUUUAUCGUUAUUGAUGCCAUGCUGGAGCGGAUUCGACACGAGCGCACAGUUGAUAUCUAUGGCCACGUGACCCUGAUGCGCUCGCAGAGGAACUACAUGGUGCAGACGGAGGACCAGUACAGCUUCAUCCAUGAGGCCCUGCUGGAGGCUGUGGCCUGUGGAAACACUGAGGUGGCAGCCAGGAGUUUGUACUCCUACAUGCAGAAGCUGUCCAAGGUGGAGAGCGGAGAGCAUGUCACUGGCAUGGAGCUGGAGUUUAAGCGUCUGGCUAAUACCAAAGCCCACACAUCCCGGUUUGUCACAGCCAACCUGCCCUGCAACAAAUUCAAGAACCGACUGGUCAACAUCAUGCCCUAUGAAACCACCCGCGUCUGCCUCCAGCCAAUCAGAGGCCUGGAGGGCUCCGACUACAUUAACGCCAGCUACAUUGAUGGAUACAGGCAGCAGAGGGGAUACAUUGCCACCCAGGGUCCACUGGCUGAGACUACAGAGGAUUUCUGGAGGAUGCUAUGGGAACACAACUCCACUAUAGUGGUCAUGCUCACUAAACUGAGAGAAAUGGGACGGGAGAAGUGUCACCAGUACUGGCCGGCUGAACGCUCAGCCAGGUACCAGUACUUUGUGGUGGAUCCCAUGGCAGAGUACAACAUGCCUCAGUACAUUCUCCGAGAGUUCAAAGUUACAGAUGCCAGGGAUGGCCAAUCGCGCACGGUGCGUCAGUUCCAGUUCACCGACUGGCCAGAGCAAGGCGUGCCCAAAUCCGGGGAAGGCUUCAUCGAUUUCAUUGGCCAGGUGCACAAAACCAAGGAGCAGUUUGGCCAGGAUGGACCAAUCAGCGUUCACUGCAGCGCUGGCGUGGGCCGGACAGGCGUCUUCAUCACUCUGAGUAUUGUCCUGGAAAGGAUGCGUUACGAAGGGGCGGUGGACAUUUUCCAGACUGUGAAAAUGCUCCGGACACAGAGGCCAGCCAUGGUGCAGACUGAGGAUGAGUACCAGUUCUGCUACCAGGCUGCCCUUGAGUACCUGGGUAGCUUUGACCACUAUGCAACAUAAGUGAAGCUACAACCAUCCAUCCAUCUUUGAGUGAACAAGUGAAACAAGAGAACGACAGCCUAAAAUAACACGAACAUUGGACGUUUUCCGGGAGCGAGAUUCAAAGUGGACAUCUACACCAACAACGACAAAAAGCAACAACAAAUACACCUACGAGAAAUCUGUGUCUAACAGCGCCCACAUUCAUCAGGAACUUCCGACGAGGAGCUGGUGGGUGUGGAGACUGUCCAUGUGUAAUCCAUAUACUUACCUCAGUGUUCCAGUGUGAAGGACGUAUAAUACAUGUGUGUUGUGGUCAGCUAUCUCCAAUAUGAACCAGUGAAAUACUUCUGGCUUCUGAACAGGAAUUAUGAUACUUUAAGUGUAUAAACUACAAAAAGUAAAAAACAAAACAAAAAAAACAAAACACAAAGAGCCUGGAUAUUUGCUGCACCCUACAUGGGCUUUUUAUCCUCAACUUUGUAUCUAUUAGUUUGGUGUAUUAAGGGGUUACAAAGUGCAAAGGUGAACAUUUCUAUGUGUCUAUAAGUCUUUCAAAGGUGUCUACUACUGUACUACUGCAGGUAGUUCUGAUGAUAAAUUAAAGCAGGUGAAUAGACGAUGCCUCAGCAGAAGCCUACAGUGAGGACUCACCACCCUGAGGACUGUUGAAGAAGCAUGUGGAUGCUCAUUUACCCGACGCACAGUGCCAAGAGAAACCAUGCAGCGUGAACAUAAACUGCAGCCCACCAGGAGAGAUGGCUCCCUCUCUGAUCCAGCAUAACACAAAGUCUGACUAGAGACCACUCUUAAACACUGGCCAAGGAUCAGUUCAUACUUCCCACUCGUGUCCUCACUCAGUAACAGCUGGCCUCAGAGCAGUAAUUAGAGGCCAUCAUAUCGUCCACUGGGCUGAGGUUUGUAGUCCAGUGCAUUCUUCAUUCAACAAAGCUCGCUUGCUAUAUUUGCUAUAAUCAUUGUUCACCCUCCAGUUCAACUCCUCUUGAUGUCAGUUCCAUUGUGUCAAUUCCAACAGUGACAUAUUGAAAGAGAUGCUAAUGAAAGAGUUCUGAUCCCUUUAUUUCUUGAAUUUAAAACCAUUCUCACCCCAUUUCUCCAGAGGUGUCUGUUUUUACUGUACGUCUUUGCCUUAUGCCGACCUGUUGCUUGUGUUUUAACAUGCUUAAUUCUUCAUGCAUUGUGUGUUAAAUUUUUAUUGUCAUGCAGUAUCUUAACUUGAGGAUGAAAGUUGUUUCCUGAUCAUCUUCCUCCUCUUAAACUUACCUACUUGAAGUGCACCACUUUGCAGAUAAAUAUAUUUUAUUUUGAGCAAUGAAAGAUUAUGAGAAAAAUCCAUAAAAGAUUCAAGUGGUGAAUUGCUCACUUUGAACAGUCCUCUCCCCCUUUUCUGCCUCCAUAUAAGCUCAACUGCAAAGCUCUCUGUCCCUAUAUUACACUGUACAGAACAUCCCAACUUAACCGACUGAUGUUUUCCCCUUCGUUUAACUCCAGUACAACUGCACAAGUCCUUGAUAUUGAUAUAUAUUGUUUCUUGAUUUGUCAUAUAAUCAUAAUUGGUCCCACGUGGUGAUUGAAGAGCACAGAGAUGAUCCGGUGUAUCAGCCAUUUUCAGGCGAUUUCACAGAUUUUGUACAUACAGUCUAUCAUUGGAGUCCUAUACAGUGCAGUUAUAUAUGUCUGAGCACAAGAUAUAAUGUGGGAUUGGAUGUGAUGUAGUUCUUAUUGUCGCAAAAAAAAAGCCUUAUUGUUAUUGUUCACUUUGUCAUUGUUAUUUCAUAUGAUUUUUUUAAGAUGUAUAUUAUCCUAUUUUGUUACUUUUUAUGUUUGUUUUUAAUUAUUUAUUUGGGAUAUCUAGCCACUAUUACCAAUGAGAUGUUGUUUACUUGUUUUUUGGCGAGCCAAUGUUAAAGUACGAUACCAUCACUGUUUGUUUUUUUACUUUUAGUGGUCGGUUUUGGUGCUUUUUUAAUUUGCUUUAUUAUUAUGAAGUACACCCUAUGUGUAGGGUGCUAUUUGAUACUGAUUACUGAUGUCCGACUAGUUAACUAGAGAUGUACAUUAGAUGCAGAGUUAGUUUGAGUUUACAGUGAUGCCCUGUCCCCUCGCUAGCAACGGUAGUGGUGUAAUCAUAGCAAGGGAGGUAUGAUCCCACCCUGCCGUGAUAGUUUUUUGCACCAGAGAAAUUAGAUUUAUAGAGCAGAGUUGCUGGUGAAAAGCUCAGACAAGCUGUCGGUAUUUUCUUUGCUGGAAAGCACAUGGUAGCAAGUGUAUUUUUGAAAGAGAAUGGGUAAGAAUCGCCCAACACACCUUUAAAAGCUAUUCUUUAAAUCUGAAAUUAUUCUAUUAACUUUUGUGUGGUCCAGAAGUCUUGAUGAUGUGUGACAUAUAUGAAAUAUGUUAUUCCUUCAAUUUCUAAUGAUUAUUGUGUCAAGAGAAAUAUAAAGACACACACAAAACAUAAUAUGAAAUAUGUUGAGGGCCAGCUAUGGUGAUGCCAUCCUCCUCACUUAUGUACCUGUUCUUUCCUUUCAAACAAUGGAUGUAGAUAAUGUAUCUUGACUUUGUAUUAAAAGCAGGAUGAUUGGCUAUACAGCACAAUGA